AUGAUCUCCGUCAAACGGGGCACCUGGAUUUUCCUCUUCGUACUUGGAGUACUUACAGCCAUCACGUGUCAAUUUACAAAUACCCUCACCUAUCUUCAUGUUAUCAGCCACGUGGCCAUUCUCACCGCAGCGCACUUUGCAUUGGCAUUUCCACCGGAGGAGCUGCUCGACGGAUUGGGUCUCACUUUGUAUGAUUUGUUUUCGAUUAUUUAUGAUCAGAGAAACUAUUCGUACAUCGAUUAUGCUGCAAAACGGGUGCUGUUUUUCCAUGUGUUCGUGGCAUCGUAUCCAGCAUUAAUCUCCGGUUACUUCGUUCAUGGACAACUCUUUACUACCGCAAUCAACACACGUCGCUUUCCAGAACUCUUCGACCACCCAUGGCUUUGGCUUCUAGUGUUUGUCACCUCUGUGAUAGGAUUGGUGACUUACUACUACAAAAUCAGGGAAUACACUCAAUGGUCAGCGUUCCAAUACUUCAUGGAUCAUCCGGAAACGUUGGACGGCGUGGAGACAGUGAUCAAUGAUCCUGAAACCUUUCGAAUCAGACUGUCACAACGCACGCACGUCUACGUGACCCGGAAUUUUUUCAUCUACUCAUCGAAUUGGAGGUUUGUAGCAGUCAGGAUUAUUGAUGUCAGGCUUCAGGUGGAUAAUACAAGAAUGCCUAUGAUUAUGAAUAUUCACGACGAGGAGGAACGGUUGCGGGCAAUGUUCAUCAAAGUCAACUUUAAUGUUCCGUACUUGGCACCAUUCACUAUGACACUACGCCAAGACUACUAUCAUCAACUGAACGAGAUUCUGGAAAUUCCGAUUUUUGUACCACCUCAUAUCACGGUCCCGAUGACGAUUAUGGAGGAACUGAAAGAGGAUUUCGUCCAUCGGAUUCGUAAUAACAGUCGACACACUCAUCGUGUGAAACGUAGCGAGCAAGAUCCGUGCUUUGCAUGUGGUAGCGAAGAGAACAUCAUCAAAAUUAGCAAGUCUUGUACAGGCGAAGAACAACGACUUCUGUUCCAUGACGUUGUACUGAAUCCAACUCCAAACUGUGAAAACUGCACCUGCCGUCCAUUGUGGUGCUGCGGAUGUAUUGCGCAAAUUUUCAUAACACGGCAGAAAAUUGAUAAUGUGAAUCGAUACGAGUAUCAUCGAGGGAGUGGAAAGUGUCCGACGUGCAGAAAGACAUUCUGCAUUCGAGACGUGCACUUUGUCGACUUUGACUACAUUGCAGAGGAAGAGGAAGCGUCGACUUAA
This is a messenger RNA of Caenorhabditis briggsae, 1251 nucleotides long. The coding region runs from base 1 to 1251 and encodes 416 amino acids. Gene Ontology annotation, cellular component: endoplasmic reticulum; membrane. The transcript is spliced from 10 exons. The record is from RefSeq and is a predicted model, not a curated record. Gene Ontology annotation, biological process: protein ubiquitination. NCBI's taxonomy places the organism in Eukaryota, Metazoa, Nematoda, Chromadorea, Rhabditida, Rhabditidae. Gene Ontology annotation, molecular function: ubiquitin protein ligase activity.